Molecule: messenger RNA, 781 nt
Organism: Dalotia coriaria
Lineage: Eukaryota; Metazoa; Arthropoda; Insecta; Coleoptera; Staphylinidae
Product: ras-related protein Rab-28-like
Exons: 3
Coding region: 65-757 (230 amino acids)
Molecular function (GO): GTPase activity; GTP binding
Source: RefSeq, a predicted model, not a curated record
GGACAAUGGAAAUUCUAUUUGGGUAAAAAUGCAAAGCCGAGGAAAGUGCGUUGGAUAAUUCAACAUGUCCGACUCCGAAGAGGACGAGACAACCGUGCAGCAUGUGAAUAUCGUUUUUAUCGGUGAGCCGAAUGUUGGAAAAACCAGUUUGAUAAGACGUUUCUGUUACGAGGAUUUCCUACGGCAGUACACGCCAACGACAGGGGCGGACUUUUAUAUCAAACGUAUAAUGCUUCCGACUGCAAAUCCCAUCGGGAAUAAACAGGAAAUUGUUUUGAAACUUACAGAUAUUGGUGGAAAAGAAAGAAAAGCACAUAUGCUUGAUAAAUAUUUAUUCAAAGCAGAUAUGAUUGUAUUGGUUUAUGAUAUAACUAACGCUGAAAGUUUUGAAAAUAUGUGCGCGUGGAUCGAUACCAUCGGUUCACUGAUCACUAGUCCGCCCCUGAGCGCAAUAAUAGGCAACAAGUGCGACUUGGAGCAUCAACGCGGUGUGCGAUUGGACAGGACACGGCAAUUUGUGAAAGAAAACGGUUUUUAUAAUUAUCUUACUUCGGCGAAAACUGGGGAAGCGACUAAUUCAUGUAUUGUUGAGUUGGUUGCGAAAUAUGUAGGGGUGCCGUUGACAAAACUGCAGAAAGAAGAGAAUGCUGUUUUGAAAGUUGAGCUUCAUGUUGCUGAUAAAUUGGCGGAAUCUGUUGCGAGAAGAAAGGCACAUGAGCAACAAACAAAGAGUAGUACUGUUUGUUUGAUUCAAUAAAUAAAAGAAUUAUGAUAUCACUAA